Molecule: messenger RNA, 594 nt
Organism: Candida tropicalis MYA-3404
Lineage: Eukaryota; Fungi; Ascomycota; Pichiomycetes; Serinales; Debaryomycetaceae
Exons: 1
Coding region: 1-594 (197 amino acids)
Biological process (GO): mitochondrial respiratory chain complex IV assembly
Cellular component (GO): mitochondrial inner membrane
Source: RefSeq, a predicted model, not a curated record
AUGCUUUCUAAACAAAUAGCCAGAAUUGCUCCAAGACUUACUGCUUUGGAAUCCUUGGGAUUAAGACGAUUAUUAAGUACAACUCCAGUUAUUUACCAAAAAAAUAUUUCUAUUCCACAUCCAAAUGUAACUUCCGCAGACUAUAAACCACCAGUAACAGUUGAUAGAGAGUUACCAGACCCAUUUGCUAAGAAAAAGACUAAUCGUCGUUAUUUUGUUGUUUAUGCAAUUGGUAUGACUGUUGCAUGUGCCAUUAUUUUCAACUAUGAAAAAACUCAAUCACCAAUUAUCACAUCUACUUUGUACUUUUUGAGACGUUCUCAAGAAUCAAUUGAUCUUUUGGGUAAAGAUAUCGAUUUCAGUAGUAGUUGGCCAUGGAUUUCUGGACAAUUAAAUACUGUUCAAGGUAAAAUAGAUAUUAAGUUCAAUGUCAAAGGUAGUCUUGGAACUGGUGUUGUUAAGUUGAGAGCUACAAGAGAAUCCAAAUUGCAUCCAUUUGAUAUUCACAUGUUUUCUUUGGAAGUCGAUGGUAAAGAUGGAAGUAAGAAGGUUGUAGAUUUAACUAAAGAUCCUAAUGUUGAUUUUGAUAUUUAA